AUGAAGACGAGCCGCCGCGGCCGAGCGCUCCUGGCCGUGGCCUUGAACCUGCUGGCGCUGCUCUUCGCCACUACCGCCUUCCUCACCACGCACUGGUGCCAGGGCACGCAGCGGGUGCCCAAGCCGGGCUGCGGCCAGGGCGGCGGCGCCAACUGCCCCAACUCGGGUGCCAACGCCACGGUCAACAGCACGGCUGCCCCCGCCGCUGCCGCGGCUAGCCCGGCCGGCGCGCCCUACAGCUGGGAGGCGGGCGACGAGCGCUUCCAGCUGCGCCGCUUCCACACCGGCAUCUGGUACUCGUGUGAGGAGCAGCUCGGUGGCCCCGGUGAGACAUGCCGCAGCUUCAUUGACCUGGCCCCAGCCUCAGAGAAAGGGGUGCUGUGGCUGUCGGUGGUCUCCGAGGUGCUCUACAUCCUUCUGCUGGUGGUCGGCUUCAGCCUCAUGUGUCUUGAGCUCCUCCACUCCAGCAGCGUCAUAGACGGACUCAAGCUCAACGCCUUCGCUGCCGUCUUCACGGUGCUCUCAGGCCUCCUGGGAAUGGUCGCGCACAUGAUGUACACACAGGUGUUCCAGGUCACCGUGAGCCUCGGCCCUGAAGACUGGAGACCUCAUUCCUGGGACUAUGGGUGGUCUUUCUGCUUGGCCUGGGGUUCGUUUACCUGCUGCAUGGCGGCGUCUGUCACUACGCUCAACUCCUACACCAAGACAGUCAUUGAGUUCCGGCACAAGCGCAAAGUCUUUGAGCAGGGUUACCGGGAGGAGCCGACCUUCAUAGACCCCGAGGCCAUCAAGUACUUCCGGGAGAGAUACCAAGUUGAGGCACAGAGACAUUCAGUGAUUUGUCCAAGGCCAUGCCACUGGAUUGAGAAGGGGGAUGUGAGUGAAGAGGAAGACUUCCGUCUCGCCUGCCGCCAUGAGAGAUACCCCACCCGGCACCAGCCACACAUGGGAGACUCCUGGCCACGAAGCUCAGCUCAUGAGGCGGCAGAGCUAAACCGUCAGUGCUGGGUCCUGGGGCACUGGGUGUGAUGUGACCCCAGCCAGCCCCUGCCUUCCUGCCAUCACUGGCACCACCCCUCCCACAGGACAUGGAAGCCUGGUCUGUGUGCUGUGGACUCAGCUCUCCUGUCCCGGAGACACCAGGCCUAGACUGCCACUGCUGCCUGGGUCUUGGGGCCCCAGAGACGGGUCAGGCAGGCCUGAGGGACUGUCCAGGCUGCACAGAGACUUGGAGACAGCAGCCACCACCACACUUAGAGACCCACCCAGCUGGGAAGUCAGGAAGGACAUGGGCAUUGACCACUGAAUGCUGGAUACCCACAGUCAGACACAAAGCCAAGCAGAUGCCCAAAGGGGCAGGGUCCUGUGGGGACAGGGAGCAGGGAUUAUUGAAGGGGAGGCAGUAGGCUGCCUCUGUGGGGGGUCAUACAGCAGGCACACAGCAGGGGCUCAAUAAAUGCUUGUUGAACCUGUUCUCUUGCUAUGUGUGGGCUGGCUUCCCCAUCAUUAUCCUGCCCUGGAGGUGUGAGGCCUGGCCACCAAGGUCAGGGUCAACCAUCCAUCAAUGAGCUAGAGUCCAGCCUGGCCUGGGGGAGGUCAGGAUGGAGACAGGUGGGCAGAGCUGCCAGGGUCCUGAGCAUGGCAGGAGGAACAGACUAGGAGCUGGAGGAAGCACUGUGUUCAGGAACCUCAGCAAUGUGACACCACCCUGACCCUGGGGACCCUUUACCCUGUUUCUAGGGCCACUUGACAUAAAACUUCUGACUCAGCUGCCGGAGGAAAAAUAAUUUCUGUCUUGACCAUGAGAGCUUGGGGUCCAGAGAGGGAAGUUUCUUGCUUGAGAUUAGAGCUGUCAUGUGGGAGAGUGAAUGUAAACCACACCUGCUCCUGGUUAAAUCUCCCAAGAGGCCUCAUCCUGCCCUGAAGGAUUUCUAGAGAUUGGCAGAGCAAGGCAGAAUAUGGUCUUCUUCAUUCAUCCACCUGUUACCCAUCCACCUACCACCCAUCCGUUUAGCCAACAUUCACUCACCAUCAUCUACCCACCCACCCACUCAUCUAUCCACCCACUCAUCUAUCCACCCACUCAUCUACCCACCCACUCAUCUGCCCACCCACUCAUCUGUCCAUCCACUCAUCCAUACAUGAUUCUUCAGUUCAUCAUCCAGUCACCCGUCAUCCAUCUAUCAUUUACCCACCACCCAUCCAUGGAUCAUAACCCAUUUAGCCAACAUCCAUCCUAUCCACCAUAAAUUUAGGAUUCAUCCAUCUACUCAUUCAUCCAUUUAGCAGCAUGCAUCUACUCAUCACCUAUCCAACCAUCCAUCCUACUCACCCAUCCAGCAUCCAUCCAUCUGUCCAUCCAUCCACUAACCAUGAAUACAUCAUCCAUAUAUCUGUCUUCAAUUAUCCAUUCACCCAUGAUUCAACCAUCCAUUAUCCAUCAUUGCCAUUUCUCUUGUCAAUUAUCCACCAAUUCGUUGGCCAUCUUCAUCAUCUAGC
Messenger RNA from Peromyscus eremicus (cactus mouse), 2499 nucleotides. RefSeq names its product GSG1 like (gene Gsg1l). The record is from RefSeq and is a predicted model, not a curated record. Gene Ontology annotation, cellular component: plasma membrane. The transcript is spliced from 8 exons. Bases 1 to 1029 code for a protein of 342 amino acids. NCBI's taxonomy places the organism in Eukaryota, Metazoa, Chordata, Mammalia, Rodentia, Cricetidae.